Carassius gibelio (silver crucian carp) is the source of this 905-nucleotide messenger RNA. RefSeq names its product ferritin, middle subunit-like. Gene Ontology annotation, biological process: iron ion transport; intracellular iron ion homeostasis. The transcript is spliced from 4 exons. NCBI's taxonomy places the organism in Eukaryota, Metazoa, Chordata, Actinopteri, Cypriniformes, Cyprinidae. Gene Ontology annotation, molecular function: ferric iron binding; ferrous iron binding. The coding region runs from base 141 to 677 and encodes 178 amino acids. Gene Ontology annotation, cellular component: cytoplasm. The record is from RefSeq and is a predicted model, not a curated record.
CCUUCAGUUCACUCACAGCUUCAGGAAGAUCUGAAGAGGUUCUUGCUUCAACAGUGAUUGAACGGAACUUCGAUCUCGUCGAAAUUUCGUAUUUUUUUACGUUUUUGAUAAUAAAACGAUUAAAAAAAAACCCUGCCGAAAUGGAGACUUCUCAGAUUCGCCAGAACUAUGACCGCGACUGCGAGGCUCUGAUCAACAAGAUGAUCAACUUGGAGCUUUACGCUGGAUACACCUACACCUCCAUGGCUCACUACUUCAAACGGGAUGAUGUCGCUCUUCCUGGUUUUGCCAAGUUCUUCAAGGAGAACAGCGAAGAGGAGCGCGAACAUGCUGAGAAGUUCAUGGAGUUCCAGAGUAAGAGAGGGGGACGCGUCAUGCUUCAGGACAUCAAGAAACCUGAUCGUGAUGUGUGGGACAAUGGACUGAUUGCUAUGCAGUGCGCUCUUCAGCUGGAGAAGAACGUCAACCAGGCUCUGCUGGAUCUGCAUAAGGUCGCCUCUGAGAAGGGAGACCCUCAUCUGUGUGACUUCCUGGAGACUCACUACCUGAAUGAGCAGGUUGAGGCCAUCAAGAAACUUGGUGACCACAUCACCAACCUUUCCAAGAUGGAUGCUGGCAACAACAGGAUGGCAGAGUACCUGUUUGACAAGCACACCCUGGAUGGAGGCAGCAGCUAAAUACAGCCCUCAGAUCAUUUGCAUUUUUCAAAGCCUCCAGCUAUACUGUAUGCACAAAUCAAGCAAUGUUGUCAUGCAGCUCUAAUGCAAGUUUAGACUUUUAGAGGCUGAAAGUUUAACAUUUUAGAGGCUAUGAUUUUUAGUCAUCAAUCUGAUGCUUUUGUGUUUAAUGUACAUUAAUUGGUUUUAACCAAGGGAAUUCGAUGAAUAAACCAUUUUUGGCUGGAA